Molecule: messenger RNA, 1028 nt
Organism: Colossoma macropomum (tambaqui)
Lineage: Eukaryota; Metazoa; Chordata; Actinopteri; Characiformes; Serrasalmidae
Product: interleukin-1 receptor type 2-like
Exons: 6
Coding region: 49-519 (156 amino acids)
Source: RefSeq, a predicted model, not a curated record
AGUAACGGGAAACUGAGUGGGCGGUGUGGUCGGUCUGGAGCUCUUUAAAUGGACCUGCUGCUAUUCUCACACACUCACACAGACACAGAGGUCAGCAUGACGUGGACACACACCUUAACAGGGAUUUUUCUCGGCUGCUCCGUCUCCGCCAUGGUGCUCCUGUCUCAGCCGCUGUCUAAGGACGGAUCCGGUUUGGAAAUUACAGGCCCUAAGAUUAUUGCUGUACUGCACAAAUUUGAUGUGAACCGGUACUACAUUACCUGUAAAGUGAAGGCUGAGUCACUUAAAGCAAUGACUACAGUGUACUGGUUGGUCAACGGCACCUUUGUGGAGGAGUUCUAUCCAGAUGGCAGAGUGCAAACAUUUCAGAAAAGUGUCACUGGUUCAGGUAGGCCCCUCAAGACUACUCUGCUGUUCACACAAGUUUUACCAGAGGACUACUCCACCACUUUGACCUGUAUAGCACUGAACUCCGCUGGGUUUGACAAGAGAACCACAGCACUCAAAAAUCUGAUUUAAUGGAUCAUACAGAGCGAAUGGCAGUGGCAUGGGACGUCUUUAAAAUGCACUGAGCAGCACUCUGUGAAUGAUUUAGAUGUUUUUGUAACUCAGAAGAUUUAUUCUAAAGCUCUUUUACACAUGACCCACAGAAUAUGCUAAUGGUUCAGAUACAGUGAAGCUGCUUCCCACCAAAAGUCAGUUGUGAACUCAAAUGAUAGUUAAAGCUAGUUUUUGCGAAUCUUGUUGUUUUAUUUAGGUUGAUAAUGUGCUGAUGCUUACCAUCUGCUCCUGCUGUUUAACACAUAAAAUACUUGAAAGUCAUUUGCACAUAAACAGCUCUUACCAAAAAGUAUAUGUUCAGGUUUAUGAAGGAUUAAUGUGUUAACUUAUUGUGAUUCAUAAUAUUUCAAAAUGCAAAAUCCUUUCAAUGAAUGCUUUAGUAUCAGUUCAAACUGUUACAUGUGUACUGUGGUGUAGAUGUUUACCUGAGUUGUAAGAUAUGCUUGACGCAAAUAAAUGUAACAUUU